Molecule: messenger RNA, 900 nt
Organism: Rhizoctonia solani
Lineage: Eukaryota; Fungi; Basidiomycota; Agaricomycetes; Cantharellales; Ceratobasidiaceae
Product: mRNA 3'-end-processing protein YTH1
Exons: 5
Coding region: 1-900 (299 amino acids)
Molecular function (GO): zinc ion binding; RNA binding
Source: RefSeq, a predicted model, not a curated record
AUGGCAUCCCAAGCAUCUGAUCCACUGACUCAAAAUCCUUCGCUCGCGGAUGUUGUACACCCUGAUUUUCAUCAAGUGAAUUCUACGGUGGAGCUUUACAUUAAGAAUCAAUUGGGACUAAAACUGGAUACAGAUGAGCAAAUAUGCCGCCUUGCUUUGACACCUGCUGGAUGCCCGCUCGGCCCGAGACACUGUCCGUUGAGACACACCACACCCAGUCCGCUAAAUUUCGGUUCACAGGACGGUACUUCCGGGAACCCGGGUCGUGAUCGACUUGCCACCGUCUGCAAGCAUUGGUUGCGUGGACUUUGUAAAAAGGGAGAUGGAUGCGAGUUUUUGCAUGAAUACAACCUACGACGUAUGCCAGAAUGUUGGUGGUUCGCUCGGCAUGGAACAUGCACGGCUGGUGACGAAUGCCUAUACGCACAUCCAAAGGAACGAAAAAUUGAGUGCCCUGACUACCAACGAGGCUUUUGUAAGCUAGGACCGGAUUGUCCUCGAAAACAUGUCAGGCGUGUUGCGUGUCAGUUAUACUUAAGCGGAUUUUGCCCUGAUGGACCAGAAUGUAAACGUGGCCAUCCCAAACCUGGCAUUCCUCCUCCCGAAGCAUACAGACCCCCAUCUCCACCGUCUCAACGCGACCUAGGCCCUCCUCCGCCAGGGUGGGGACGUUUCACCGAACAUGGAGUGGGACCAAAUGGACCAGGUGGUAGCUUUGUUGUUGGCCAGAAUAACACAGGAUUUGUUCCCAGGCGUAAUUUGGACGACGUAUUAUGUUUCAAGUGUGGGCAAAAAGGUCACUACGCCAACACAUGUCGGAACAAGAACGUACCUGGAAAUCGUGGCGGACAGGAAAGAGGCACUUACCGACCGUAUUCUAACGAUGACAGUAAUGAAUAA